Anthostomella pinea is the source of this 372-nucleotide messenger RNA. NCBI's taxonomy places the organism in Eukaryota, Fungi, Ascomycota, Sordariomycetes, Xylariales, Xylariaceae. The record is from the annotation of a GenBank genome assembly.
AUGGCGGAGCCGCAACCCAGCACCAUACACGAGGGCUCCACGACCGGCGACGUCGAGGACGAGGUCCAACAGCAGGCCAAGUCGGCCGAGGACCGCAAAGCCGCCACUGCGCUCGCCAGUCUAGACAGCAAUGGUGACGAUGCGGCCAGCUCGGGGGCCCACGUCGACCAGGAGGCCGUCAGCAAGGCCAUGAAGAACCUGGGCAGCGCCGCAGUCGAGAAGGAGGUUAAGAAGGUCAAGGUGGACCCUGCGGAUGUUGCGUUACUCGUUGACGAGCUCGACCUGACUAAGGCUAAGGCUACCGAGCUGCUUAAGGCGCACGACGGCGACGCGGUACAAGCUAUGAGGGCCUUCAUCGCUGUCUCUUUUUGA